CUGACUCACUGGUUUCCUGUCUUUUCCAGUUGUUUGGUUAAUGGCGGACGAGCAAACCAACGGCUAGCUGAAUCUCCAGUAUAAACCGGGAAAACACAAGUUGAGAGGCGGGUAGCUAGUUGAACUGCCUCUUGGGAAGACUUCUACGUACCCAGUCAACAAGGAAAAUACUUACUGCUACAGGACGUUAGCCCGCAUUAGAGGACAAGCACGAUAGAGAAGUUGGCUAGUAGCUGCAAGAUCCAUAGGAUUAUGAGCGUUCAAACGUUAUAGGAUCAAGCGGCCUGAAUACUUUGUGGUUUUGGAUAACUCGUCAAUCAAGUUGAAAAACAAGGUGAAAACAGAAUUGAGGACGGUAUCACAAUAUAGCGUUUGGGAACUGUUGUCUGCAGACAUGCCACUGUAUCUUUUGAGAAGGUGACAUCGGAAAGAAGCUGCUAUCCGAGAACUGCCGCCGGACGUCACUAAGCCGGCCCGCUGCUGCGAUGUGGAGCCGCAGACGGAGCGAGCCGCCCCCGGGCGGCGCUGCCCAGCCCGCUGGAUUAGAGCUGACGGCUGCAUUUAAGAGUUUGAACCAGACCAAAGCCGCUUUACGGCACAUCGAGAACCGCCUGGAGGCCGCUCCUGGCACCGGGGUGUUGUUGGACUCUGUCAUGGAUACCAAGAAGACCUCGAGUGGGGCGACCAGGAAAGUCAGCCGCAGAGAGGGGAGGCGUUCGGAGCAGCCCUCGCUCGCCGGCUCGGCCUCUAAGCCCCGGGCGCGGAGCCGCCGCAGCCCCGAGAAGAGCUCGCGCAGCCCCCUCCGGAACACCACGCAGGACAGCAACGUCCGGAGGGCCAACUGCGUGGAGUUCAGGGAGCCGCUGGCCUCGUACAGGGAAGCGACCCCUCCCCUCACCCCCUCCCAGCUGGAGGCGCACAGCCUGCAGGCGGAGACGCCGCCGUCGCUGGCGCAGGACGCGCGUCUGAGCCGGCUGGUGUACCAGAGCGACACCCGCGACCGGCAGAGCCGCGAGGCCCACAGCCCCGCCUCGUCCGCGGCGCCGGACAGCACGGUGGUGCGCUACCUCAACGACCGGCCCGCCCUGGACGCGCUGCAGGGGGCCGGCGGGGGCGGGGCCCCGGGCCCCGAGGGGGCGGUGGCGGACACGUCCCAGUCCUCCAGCCCCGGCUCGGCCUCCCAGCGGCUGGAGAACCUGCGGCGGCGGCAGCCCGACGACAAGCUGGAGAAGCUGAAGGAGAGGAUCCGCCGGCAGCGCGAGCACCUGGAGGAGGCCGCCGAGAGGGAGAGGCUGCUGGGAUACCUCCGGCAGCCCGUGGGCCUGGGGGGGCCCGCCGACGCGCCCGCGCCCGCCGCCAAUGUGCGCAAGGUGGCCCCCGCCCCACCCGCGCCCAUCUAUAGAGGCUUCAACCCCACCGAGACGAAGGUCCGCACGCCGGACGGCAAAGUGUGGCGGGAAGCGGAGUUCCAGGGUCUGAGUCGAAAGUACAUGGACCUGUCUCUGCAGCUGACUGCGGCGGAAAAUGCUAAAGCGAAGCAGAGACCUGUGGAGAAAGCGAAGGAGAAGAAGCCGUCCAAGCCUGUGAGAAAAGUGCUCAAGUGCCCCGACGCCAAGCCAGUUGCUCCGGUGAUCACUACGUCAUCCUGGAGGGAGGGGCUGAAGCCGGGGAGGGCGGGCCCGGGCCCAGCCCCUCGGGCCCCCCGGGAGCCGAGGGCAGAGGCCACAGACAGAGCCGCUAGGCCAGCUCCUCGAGCGCACUCUGACCCCCGGCCGGGGUCGGGCCCCCGGUCGAGAGCGAGCAGCGCGGAGAGGCCCCGGAGCCACGCCCAGUCCGAGGAGCAGGCCAGGGCCGCGCAGCCCGCGCCGGUAUCCACGGCGACCGGGGAAGGGGAAGGGGAGGGGGAGGGGCUGGCCCUCAACACAGACCUGCUGUCGGCCGACAUCCGGGGCAUGCUGGACGACCUGAAGCUGGAGGGCGGGGGCGAGGGCCAGGGGCCCGAGGGGGCCCCGCAGCGGGACGCCAAGGCCAGGAGGAGGACCCGGCCCGCCGCGGGGGGCGCCCCGUCCCGCCUGUCCCGCAGCGCCAGCCCCGCCAAGCCCAAGCAGGAGGCCCCGGAGGCCCCGCCCAAGAGGCGGCACUACGACGCCGAGUCCGUGCGCCAGUACAUCGCCCGGCAACAGGAGGAGCGCAAGAGGAAGCAGCAGGAGGAGCGCCGCACCCAGAGGGAGGAGGCGGAGCGCAAGAACCGCCGCCUGCAGGAGCUCUACAGGAAGCAGCGUGAAGGCGUGGCCAGGCUGCCGGCGGCCAAUGAGGGCCCGGCGCAGAGGCGUCUCCAGGAGACCUACACCAAGCUGCUGCUGGAGCAGGCGAGGCUAGGGGAGGAGCUUCCACUGGGCCCGCCCUCUGCGGAGAGCCUGCAGCCCAAGCCCCUGUACCAGCCUUCCGGAGAGUCCGACAAGGAGAACAAGAGGCUGGACCGGCCCCAGAGCGCCUCCUCCAGCAGCGACCUGUCUCUGUCCGAGCCCCAGGCGCCCCUGCUCACCAGGAACGAGCUGGGUCCAGGGAGGCCGGCCUGGAUGCAGCCGGACCGCCUGAGCCCCGCAGCGAGAGCGGCCGGAUCUCUGGCGCCACCUGGUGGCCACCUCUUCACCCACCUCCUGGGCAUGGAGUCCGGGGUCUCCGGGCUGAAGUGGGAGGGCCUGGGCCCCGGGGGGCCGGGGCCGGCGGGAGGGCCGAGCAGGAUGAGCCGCAUCGAGGCGCUGAAAGCCACCGCGGCGUCCCUGUCCACCCGCAUCGAGAACGAGGCGCGCAAGCUGGCCAGCGCCGGGGUCAACUACGACUGCGACGCGGCGACCGCACCGCCCGCCCCGCCCGCCAGCGACCCCCGCUGGGCCAAACCGGCCAGCCCCCCCACCCAGGAGCCCGCGGAGCCCGACGACCUGUCCCUGAGGAUCCAGAGGCUGCUGAGCGGGGGGCAGACGGCCUACGACGGGGUCCUGCCCGGCGUGGGGAACCUGCACGGCUUCAGGGCCCUGAGGGGCUGCCCGCCGGCCCCCUCCGCGUCUCCCCCCCGCGCCUCCCGCAGCCCGCCGGAGGAGCAGGGGGCCCGGGGGGCGGGGAGGAGGGCCAGCCCCCGCCUCUCCAGCGGGGACUCCAUCAGCGAGGGGCCCCUGCUGAGCGAGGGCAGCCUGUCGGAGGGGGAUGGGAGCCCCCCGGGCCCCGCCCGGGGCGUCCCCAAACCCGCCGCGCUCCUCAGGGCCCAGGAGUUCUGCGCGGAGGACCGCCACCCGCUCCGCCACGUCUCCCGCUUCCAGAAGGAGGCGGAGCUGUACCCGGCCUUCGGCUGCGUCUCCCAGGCGCUGGAGAGUGGGCGGAGCCCGUGGGAGGAGCUGGCCAAGGGGAGCCCUCACAGCGUCAUUAACAUCUUCACCAAGAACCUGAGCGGCUACAGCAAAGUACUGGAGGAGAAAGCCGGGGGGAGCUCUCCCGCCCUGGGCUCCGCCCUGUCCGCCAGCCCUGCGGAAGCGGCGUCGGCGGCGGCCGUCUCCAUGGACACGGGGGCGUACGAGGACGACUUCAUGGCCUCCAGCAGCAACGCUGGCAGCAGACACUCUGGCAGCAGAGGACACGCUCGACUCAGCCAUGUGAACAGUCCUCUGGAUGAGCCGGUGAGCAGGAGGUCUCCCUACGACAUCCGGACCGCGGACCUGGCCUCCCACCCUUCCUCUGGCUCCACACCUGCAUCCUCGCCCCGCUCGUUAGACUCCGUGAGGAAGAGAGCCAGCGAAAUGUCAGAGGAGAGCCUGGAGCUCACGCUGGUGGAGAGGCAGAAGAGCCCCUCCUCACAGGCCUCCGACCCCCCCAGGGACUCCCAGAGGGACGCCUCCGUGAAGGGACAGGGGCGGGACGCCGACAGCCCCCUCCGGGCGGCCUCCAGACACUCCCCUCUCAGUUUGGGUUCGGAUGGCAGGAAGUCCCCGGGGAGCCCGGCUCGCUCUCCCUCCGGGUCUCCAGCCGGCUCCGGGUCCCACAGGGCCUCCCCAGGCGACGCCUCCCCAGCGGGGGCGGAGCUCCUGAGGACUGGCUCCGCCCUCCCCAGCUCCUCCUCUUCCUCGUCCUCUGCCAGAGCCAGGCUCGUCACCGGCCCCAGUGCCUUCACCAGGCCCGGUGCUACCGGGAGCUCGGAGCCCAAACCUGCAGGUGAUCUGCACUACGCCCCCAGUGCUCUGCAGCAGCGCAUGGCUGCUGAGCUCAGCUAUCUGGAUGCCAUGGAGGAGUCUGUGCGGCAGCUGGCUGAUGUGGAGCGGCUGAGGGGCGUGUCCCUGGCGCAGCAGGAGAGCGUGUCGCUCGCACAGAUACUCAAGUCCCAGCAGCAGAGGCACGAGCGCGACCUCUUCCUGCUCAAGCAGAAGGCCGAGCAGGAGGCCCUGGAGACCAGGCGGCAGCUGGAGGAGACCCGCCAGAGAGCCGCACAGGCCCACGUGGAGCUGCAGGAGAAAAUGGCGCACUCCCAGCAGGAGUCCCGGGGGGGCGUGCAGGACGCCACCAGCAGGAUGAUCAGCCAGCAGGCCGAGGCUGUGCGCUACACCGCCGACGCUGCUCGCCACAUCAAAGAGAUGACGGAGCUGGCGCGGUCCCAGAUUGCCGGGGCGCUGAGUGUGCCGGCCCCUCCUGUCACUGCGCUGUUUGACCAGCAGAGGCAGCACCACCACAGCUUCAUGAAGCAGCUGCAGUCCUGCGCUGAUACUGACAGCAGGAAGAGUGAAGGAUCAGUGAGGACAGAAGAGCCCCUCUCAUCGCUCAGCAGCCCGACAGAGUCUUCCCCCUCCCAGAGACCUGCCCACAGCGGCAGCACCAGCCCCCAUACCAGAUCCUCAGAGCGCCACGAGAGCAGCGUCCCGGCCAGGAAGGGCAAGAGCAGCAGUUCGGUGGAGGAGGAGGCCCACACCGCAGCGGACGACUCUCUGCGCAGCUGCAGCGUCCAAUCUCUGCCGGAUGAGAAGGACAACACCUCGGUCGCCACGGAGUACUCGCUGAAGUUCGACGAGUCGAUGACGGAGGACGAGAUCGAGGAGCGUUCCUUCCGCUCGCUGCUCCCCUCCGAGUCGCACCGGCGCUCCACGCUCAAGGGCAGCUCCCACGAGGAGUCCGAGGAGGAGCGCGCGCGGGAGAGGUCCAGCGCGCUCGACGCUGCCAAGCCGCCGGACGGCAGCAUGCCCUUCUCCAGCGGGCAGCACAGCUUCUCCCGGUUCACCAUGGACAUGGUGCGGCAGUACAUGAAGGAGGAGGAGGUGCGGGCGCAGCACCAGAGCUCCCUGCUGCGGCUGCGCGAGAAGGCCCUCAAGGAGAAGACCAAGGCCGAGCUGGCCUGGCUGGAGCACCAGAAGAGGCGUUUGCGGGACAAGGGCGAGGACGACAAGAUGCCCCCCAUUCGGAAGAGGCAGCGAGGCCUGCUGCUGAGGCUGCAGCAGGAGCAGGCGGAGAUCAAGCGCCUGCAGGAGGCCAACAAGGCGGCGCGCAAGGAGAGGCAGCUCCUCCUCAAACAGCAGGAGGAGAUCGAGAGGAUGCGCCACACCACCCUCAAACUGAAGGAGCGCCUCAAGAGUGCCGGGGAGAACAACCCGGACACGUCCGUCUCCGAGCCUGCGGAAGGCCCCGCCCCGCCCAGCCCCGCCCCGACGGACCCGGACACGCCCAGCCCCUCCCCCGUCUCCGCGUCGGGCAGCGAGACCAGCAGCAUCAUGGAGAAGCUGAAGAAGAUGCGCUCGCACACGGACGAAAAACACUGCUCUCCUGUCCAUUACUUCUUCUCUGUCUUUUCGGCUCAGCACUGGGCCUCUCUCAGUGUCUGUUUCCCCAACCUCCAUCCCAAAUUCCAGCUGUUUAUCUACAACCAGUUGGUCAGGUUCCUGACGAAGCGCGAGCAGCAGCUGAUGCAGCGGCGGCGCCACGCGGAGGAGCUGCUGGAGUGGAAGCAGCGGCUGGACGCCGAGGAGGCCGAGGUGCGGCGCAUGGAGAAGCAGGCCCUGGCCGCCUGGGACCGGGAGCGGCCCCGGGACAAGGGCCCCCGCGGCGAGAGCUCCGACAGGGCCGACAGAGAGCCAGAGAGCAGGGCUGAGGACUCCCCAGCGGUCACUGUCUCCAGCCCCCAGCCUGAGCUGUCUGUACCUGAGGAACUGGACAGCCCCUCUACAGACCAGCCCAUCUCUGAGCUGCCCUCCCCCAGCAAGGACAGCCCGCCAGGGGACACCAUCUACACACAGGAGUUUGACUCCUCCUCAGAAGGCAAACUGUCUCCUUCACCCAAGGCCAGUCUCAGCGCCUCCAGGCACCCAGAGAGCAGCAGGGGAGGCGGCGGCAAGAUGCAGCUCCGCUCGUCCUCCAGGUCCAGCGAGCCCUCGCCCAGCGAGCUCCGCUCGGUCUCUCAGUCCGAGCCCACGUCCGAUCAGAGCGACAUCGAGGGCCGCAUCCACGCCCUGAAGGAGGAGCUGCGCAAGCGCAAGUCGGUGGUGUACCAGCUGAAGAAGGAGCAGAGGAAGCGCCAGAAGGAGCGCCUGAAAGCGCAGGAGGCCAGCUUGCUGAAGCAGCUGGAGUCCUAUAAUGACUUCAUUCAGAAGACCAAGGCUGAGCUGAGUAAAGAACCACAGACCGCACCCAUGACUAAACCCCAGAUUAAAACGCCAAGUUCAGCCUCAGAAAAGCCCAGGAUCAAACCACCUCCUCUUCAAAGGCCGGAAACAAGCAAAAACUGGAAGGUUGCUACUGAAACAGAGAAAGGAGAGAAAAAAGUCCAGCCAGAGUCUCCUACUGACCGUGAUGAUGUCACACCGUCAGGACACAGCAAGUUCUCCUCUUUGUGUGAAGAGGGGUCUUCUGAUGAGGAUCCACCCACAGUCACGCCAACCCCAGUACAAGGGAGCCCGGAGCAUAUAAAUGGGCUGAAGAGCCUGCUGUCACCAGAAUCCCUGCCUGGCUGCCGCUUUGAGGACCUCCAGGCUCAGGACGGGCCUGCUAUGCCACAUGCGGGGGACUCUGGAGACGAGAGCGUCAUCUCCAGCCAAAGAUCAGAGGUGAUGGAGGAGCUGGAGUUCCUGAAAUCAGAGGAAUCUGAUAACGACAGUACCCACCUGCGCUCCGAUUCGGCGCUCAAGCUGGUCCUGGAGCUGCAGCCGGUGUCCCUGGAACAGGGCUCGCUGAAGGACAGUCCAUCCGUGGAAAAGACUGAACCAGGGAUUUCUAGGGAGAACGAUCGUAGUGAGAGUGAAAAACCUCGUGAGGAAGACUUGGUUGAUGCUGGUGAAGACAUAAAAUCUGGCGGAACCCUGAUAAACCAAUCAAAGUCUGUCCUGAAGGACUCCAAAGACAGUCUUCCAUCAUCUGAAAGAAGCUCUUCCAAAAGGGAAGGCUCCUAUACUCCCCAGAUUGACAUCCACUCGUCAGACAGAGAAGCACUGUCAAAGCUGAAGGAGGAUUCUCCUCCUGCUGACAGCUACCAUGAUGAUUUUGAAUCUUCUGUGGAGGUAUCACCUCGGGAGGGGCACCACUCCUCAAAACCUGCCUCCCCUACAGCGCUGCAGACCGGGACGAGGCCCAGUACCAGGUCUUCUCUGUACAGCAGUGAGGAGGAAAUCAGCGAAGUGCUGAAUGAGAAGUCCAGCUCUGGCAGCGGUACCUUCCAUUCUGAGAGGCUUCUGGAUCUCAAAGCUCAGUCCAAACUUGACAAAGACAGAGAGGAAAGUGAAAAGGGCAGGGAAGAGGUCUUUGGUCCUGAAAAGGUGCCCCUGUCUCCCCUUCCCCUGUCGCCACCCACCAUGAACCUCGACAUGAUGCCCGACUUUAGUGUUGGAGACCGUGUUCUUGUGAGCAAUGUGCAGCCAGGGACACUUCAGUUCAAAGGACCGACUAGAUUUGCUAAUGGGUUCUGGGCAGGUGUGGAACUGGACAAGUCCGAGGGUAGCAAUAAUGGCACCUACGAUGGUGUGGUCUACUUUGAAUGUAAAGAAGGGCACGGUAUCUUUGCCCCACCAGAUAAGAUCUCCCGGCUGCCUGAGAAGUUUGAAGUCUAUGCGGACACCACAGAAGAUGAGGACUCCUUGGAUGACCAGUCUGACAAUGAGUCCAAGAAGAAGCUUGCAUUAGAUGAGCAGUUGAAGCAGAGUAAUCUUCAAGACAAGACGGAGGGAAAAUCUGAGAUGGGUAAUAAAUCUGGUGAAAAUAAACCAUCUGAUGUGAGUGAAGUCCUGGGUGAACACCCUUCGAGCCAAGGCCCAUCAGAAAAAGUUGGGUUUUUCGAAUCAGCUGUCCAAGUUGAACUGAAUGACCUUGAGUCCAAAUCCAGCGAAAAAAUAAAUGGUGACAAGCACCCAGCUCCUAAUGGAAAGAGCCGGAACAUCAUCUUGGAGUUUGAAGAUGCAUCAACUGGUGACUAUGGUCUCCUCAUUACCGAGGUGGGCAAAGUGGCUACAGAAAAGCAGUCACUGGAGAAGUCCUCCACCCCUCUACUGGACCUGUUGGCCAGAGAGAAGGCCAACCUGGAGCCCCAGCAGAAGGCCUCGCUCUCUGAUCUCUCCUCUGAGGACCAAGCCAUUGAGAAGUCUGAUGCAGAAAAGAUGAGUGACAAAGGAACUGUUACAGCUAUUGCAGAUAAACUUAUCAAUGGCUUUGUGCAGGACGCUGUCAAGCAGUUUCAGCAGAUCAAAAAAGCCCGCAAUGAAAAGAUUCUAGCUUCCAAUCAGAGCAAAGAAAAUGAGGUCAAUGAAGAAGACUGGCUUGGAGGGAAGGUUUAUGCCCAGUAUUUGCCCUUCCACACAACACAGAAGGACAACCUUCCCAACUUCCUGGAAGAUGGGCAAGAAGAGGUUUCUUCUCCGGAGCUUUGUAACCGUCCGGAAAGCCCUGUGCUGGGGGCGAGCGGUCAGGAGGAGCUGGCCAAGCGUCUGGCAGAGCUGGAGCUCAGCCGGGAGCUGCUGGACGUGCUCGGGGACGAGCAGGAUUGGUUCGACGAGGACUACGGCCUCAGCUCACGGAAGGAGCAGCAGAAGCAGAGGGCCCAGCAGCAGCAGAAGGAGGGGGCGUCCACCCCCGUUCCCAUCGGGGGAGGGGAGCAGGUCAAGAGCCCGGUAAGGCCUGCGCCCCCCCAACAGGCGAAGCCCGCAGAAAAGCCGGUCAUGGUGGUGCCACACACUGCCCCCGAAGUGGAGAGGCUGGUGCAUGCUGCCACACAGGAGAUCUGGAAAAGCUGCAACCUGGCCCAAGGGCUACAGACACUUGCAGGAGUCCCCACCCCUCUGGCCUCCGAUGCUUAUUUGGGCAGCGAUGCUCGGGGUGAGGACCAGGAGACCCUCAGCAAGCGUAGUUACAAAAAGGCUGUGUUUGACCUGACGUGGGAGAUCGUCCAGGAAGUCUUCUCGGAGGACCCUAAUGCCCAUCAGCCCCAGUGGAUGAAGCCUCGGCGGGUUACCUCUUCCUGUUUACGCAGAGUUCAAAGCCCUGAGGACAUCUCAAAGAUCCAGGCCUUCAUCACCACGGAGGUGUUAAAGCUCUACGGCCUAAAGAAAGACCAGAACCAGAAAACAGACUGGCAGAAGAUGCUGAAGUUUGGAAGAAAGAAGCGAGACCGAGUGGAUCAUAUUCUGGUUCAGGAGCUGCACGAGGAAGAGUCUCAAUGGGUCAACUAUGAUGAAGAUGAGCUCUUUGUGAAGAUGCAGUUGGCUGAUGGAAUCUUUGAUGCUUUGGUGAAGGAUACUGUUGACAUCUUGACAAAACUUCAGGAGAAGAGAACAAAAAGAGCCCUUUCCUAAAUUUCUGUCCCAAAUAUCUCAUCGCCUCAUCCCAGGAACUUCCACACCCAACGUGCCAAUACUCUUUAAAUGCCUUUCACUUAAAUGUCUGUCAAAUUUAUUUAGUUUUGUUUAGUCUUCUCUUCUUACAAAACUUAGUUAAUUUGUAUUAACUCAAGUGCUUCACCAAGGAUCCUAAAAUCCAGCCUUUUAUCAGUAUGCUUUAACAUUUAUUUCAGUGUAAAAAAAACAGCCUGCUUUUCUUAACUCCCAAUGCCUACGCCUACAUCCUUUCACAUGUCUGUGGUUGAUGCGGAGUUGGAAUGAGCAAUGGACUUGUUUAGCUUACCUCAGUGCUGCUAAGUGGACCUCUUGAUUGUAUUGGGAAGUGCUUCACUGCAUUUUCUCCAAGAGGUGUGGAGAGGCCUGGCACCAAAUAGUGAGAUUGGAAUCUCCCAACAAACAAAAACAUUUGACUGAUGAAAUGUAAUUAUAUUGCAUUAAAUACAAGGUUAGAGGGCAAAAAAAUGCCAGGGAAAAUAUAUGUCCGAUUUAUUUUGGAGAGAAAGAUUUGUUUGAAUUUGUGCUUCCAAAAAAAGCAAUAUUCAGGAUAAUCCCUGCUGGGGUAGAAAGCAGGAUAAAGGAUUGUGUGCUCUUUCUGAGUCAACAAACAUAUUGACCAAGCACAAAAGAAAAAUGUGAAAAAUUAUUCUAAAGGGAUUUUUGUAAUUCCCAGUUACUGUCGGGAAAGAGUUGGAAGAGAAAAUGCAUACUUUUUAAAUGUUAAUUUUAUAGAUUAAAUGUAUCUUUGAAUAUUUUAAUUCAUUUUUUUCUGAUCAGUUUAUGCAAAUGUCACAAAAACGCAACUGCUCAGUGUUAAACCAGUUAUUUUAAAUGCACAAGAGUACUGUCAUGUUAGCCUCAAACCUUUAGAUUUGCCCUUUACUUGAUUCUGUUUAAGUGCCUCAUUGGUUAUAGGUUACUGGAAGAUGUUAGAUUUAAGACCAACGGCUCAUUUUCCUGGCCUUGAUUAAUUCUCAUUGUUCUACUGGUCUUAUGGGCUUUGACUGCAUGUGACCCUGGUUUCACUCUGACUGUGGUAUUCUUCAGAGGGGAGUUUUACUCAGUCCCAUGUUUGCUAGGCUUUUUUUUACUCAUUUCCAAACUUGUUUAGCAUUAAGUUCAUGCCAACUGAUUCAAAAAAAUAAUUUUUGAAGUUUGUCAGGCGUCUCCUCUACAGUGGUCACUAAAGAGUUGUUUGGAAGAUAAAGGAGGUGAUUUAAAAGCUACCUAAGUUUUAAAAGAGAAAAAAAUGAGGAAAUUUUGAUAAAGAAAGCCUCCGUGUACACAUUGUAUUCUCAGUCACGCAGUGAUGUGACACUUGACCUCAUAUUUGUUAGUGUAUCCUCCCAGGUAACUAGUUACUCAAGGGCUUGUUUACUACUGCCUCCUUGAAUUACAUGAUUGGCUAAUAGGUCCUAGUUUUUACCUGUAGUCUGAUUAAUGUGCUCUAACUGCAUUGUACGUUUAUCCACUGUGCUGAACGGCGAAUGACUCAUUCUUCAGUUAAGUGUUCUGGUCCUAAAACGAUAAGUGUCCUUAACUGUGAGCGAGGAAACUCUGGGGUUUUGCCUGCAGCACGUCUCAUUGCCCUCCUGUUCAGAUUCUGGGGCCAGCUUUACAACAUGAUGGCUCUCCAAAGGGAGUGGGCCAUUUGCCAUGUGCAUGAAACAGCAGGACACUGUAUCAUGGAUAUUGGCUUUUUUUUUUUUCCCUUCAAGACCUAUGUGAAGGUUCACAACUUUUAGGACACUCCCCUUUUCCUCUCCCCAUUGAAAUACUGAGCAGGUGGUAGUGAGCACCACCCAUGUUACUACUUUGAGUUUUAAAACGGUUGCGAACAAAGGUUUCCUUUGACCUUCCCUCUAGAAACUACUUUAUUCUCCAGAGUGGUUGAGGAUGGGGAGAUGUCAAAUCCUGUUCUGCUUAACUAUGCAUUAUUGAUGGGUCUGACGGUUUUAUAUGUGAACUCUGAACAUUGAUGGGAUAAAGGCAGCCUUCCACCUACUCAUUUGCAGUAGGGUGGUCCUAUUGCUCCUUGUGUUGAACAACUAACGGACAACAUUUACGGGCAGAAAACAUGUCAAGUCUUCUGCUCCCUGGAUAUAGACUAUUGAGUUAUAAGCCUCUGUUAUUGCAGAGUGGCAGACUACAGCCAUUUGGAAAUGUGGCUGCAUGCUAAAUCUGAGGGGGAAAAAGUUGUGAUAUUGUAAUUCUUGAAAUAGAUUGCGAUGUUAGGCACAAAUGGUUUGAUAAUAAUUUUUUAAUGUAAAUUGGAGUAAUGAAAUUCAGAAGGGUAUGACUAUUUAUAAUGAUGACAAUAAUGUACUGUGAGCAACAAGGGUGCACUUGAAGACUUGUAAAUUGACAUGGGUGUAAAUAUACGAGAGUUUUGUCUCUUAUCCGACUAACAAUGAACCUGUAAGAUUUGUCAGAUAACCCUGGUUCUCUUUGUGUAUGCAAAUAUGUAUAUAGUAUACAUAUAUAUAUUUGUUAACUAAAUUGAACUUUGAAAUUGUAAAUAAAGGUUUCAUUUCUAAAUCUAAA
Messenger RNA from Anguilla anguilla (European eel), 12389 nucleotides. RefSeq names its product centrosomal protein 350 (gene cep350). NCBI's taxonomy places the organism in Eukaryota, Metazoa, Chordata, Actinopteri, Anguilliformes, Anguillidae. The record is from RefSeq and is a predicted model, not a curated record. Bases 486 to 9803 code for a protein of 3105 amino acids. Gene Ontology annotation, cellular component: centrosome. Gene Ontology annotation, biological process: microtubule anchoring. Gene Ontology annotation, molecular function: microtubule binding. The transcript has 39 exons.